Messenger RNA from Monomorium pharaonis (pharaoh ant), 1892 nucleotides. RefSeq names its product CDK5 regulatory subunit-associated protein 3. Gene Ontology annotation, biological process: regulation of cyclin-dependent protein serine/threonine kinase activity; regulation of mitotic cell cycle. The record is from RefSeq and is a predicted model, not a curated record. The coding region runs from base 136 to 1677 and encodes 513 amino acids. NCBI's taxonomy places the organism in Eukaryota, Metazoa, Arthropoda, Insecta, Hymenoptera, Formicidae. The transcript is spliced from 9 exons. Gene Ontology annotation, cellular component: endomembrane system.
GCUGUGAAUCAGCACGAUUUUCGGAAUCACUAUCGCCGCCGUGGCCGCUCUCAUCCUUCUACCAGUGGUAGCUCGUGGAGUGGUGGAUUGUUGCAAGAGAUUUUUGCUGAGAAAUUUAUUGAACUUAUUAAUAAUAUGCAGGAGCAGGAUAUUCCGAUCGACAUUAAUGCUGGAAAGCUAUUGGAUUGGCUGAUUAAUCGGAGGCACUGCAAAAAGGACUGGCACACGAACAUUUUGACUAUCAGGCAAAAAAUUAAUAAUGCGAUACAGAAUAUGCCUGCUCAUGACGACGUUGUUUCAUUACUGUCCGGCACUUAUAUAAAUUAUUUUCAUUGCGUGAAAAUUAUAGAAAUCUUGAAAGAAACGGAAGCAGACACAAAAAAUUUAUUUGGACGUUAUGGCUCACAGAGAAUGAAGGAUUGGCAGGAAAUCUUACGAUUGUAUGAAAAAGAUCAUGUAUAUCUUGCCGAAGCUGCACAAAUGCUUAUGAGAAAUGUGAAUUAUGAGGUUCCCAGUAUUAAGAAACAGAUACAAAAAUUGGAACAAUCAUUAAUUGAAUUUGAAAGGAAAGAAGCAGAAUAUAAAAAAUCAGAAAAUAUUGCACAUACAGAGUACAAUGCACUAUGCAAACAAUUAGGUAUAACUGGUUAUAAUACAGUUAGAUAUGAGUUAAUGGACAAGGUGAAAGAAUUGUCGGAAAUUUAUCAGAAAAUAGCGGAGAAGACGAAAAGCUUGGACAAGGUUGUGGACUUCUACAGCGCGUUUGUUGAAUUUACUUUCUGCCAGCAAUAUAAUAGUGAUUGCGUGCCGAUGAUUAAAUACGUUAUUGAAAAAGGAAACACGACGAUCUUUGAAUACACUUACGGAGAAAUACCCACAUCGAUAAUUGAGCCGCCAUUAAAUAUUAAAACAGAUGAAGAUGAAAAUAAUGGGAGGCUUAAUGUGGACGCCGAUGCCAUUGAUUUCGGUAAUUUGGAUCUAGACGGAAAGAUUGAUUUUGGCGAGGAAGUUAAUUUGGAUGCAGAAGGUGAUAUUGAUUGGGGAGAUGAAGGUACGGAACAAUCUACUGCGAAAGAAAUAGAUUAUAAUAUCUCUCUGGAGGAAUCAGGUAUAGUUGUAGAAGCGGCGGAUCACGAAGGCGGCAUGGCUACAGGAUCCGAAGCGUACACAAUAUUAGAUAAUCCAACAACAAGAUCCGAAUUUAUCAAUCAGCUGUUUGAACUAGAGGCAUUUAUGAAAUUACGUCUAUACGAAUUUAAAGGCGAUGAUAAGAACAAUCUACUUAGCUUUAGCCAGAUGCAGGAUGCUUCGUCUAUUUUACAACUUUCUACUAUAGAGACCACUCAAAGUAUGUUGGAUAACGUUCAAGUUAUUCUCUCUGACAUAUUGCAUAGCGAUGUCCAGCACUUGCAUAACAUCAAACAUUAUCCAAGGUACGUGGAUGUAGUGGCUACUGCUUUAAAACAAAAAUUAAAUCUGAUAAAUAAAAUGUUAACACAACAAGAACUCAUGCGACAGAAACAAGAUGACAUACAGAAUCAAACCGAUAAGUUGCGCCUACUAUUAAAACUUAUUAUACAGAGAACUAAGGAAUUGCAAGCAGAGAUAGAGCAAGAUAUUUCUAAGAAGUACAAAAAUAGGAUUGUACAUUUGACUGGAGGUAUAAACAUGUUAUAGAUAAUAGGAGAAAAAUUGUUGAAUUAUAUGUCAAAUAUAAAUAAUAAGUAUCUAUGCUAAGGUAAAACUAUGAUAUUACUAUUGUAUAAUACUAUAAUACAUACAAUAUAAUAUUUAUAUAUUUUAUACAUCUAUUUCCUUGAUAAAAUACUUUGAUAGAACUAUGAUAUUAAGAGAAAGAAGAUUAAUAAAAUUUUAAUAAAAUUUCAAUAAAC